Messenger RNA from Alternaria alternata, 921 nucleotides. RefSeq lists its product as hypothetical. The transcript is spliced from 3 exons. The coding region runs from base 176 to 799 and encodes 207 amino acids. The record is from RefSeq and is a predicted model, not a curated record. NCBI's taxonomy places the organism in Eukaryota, Fungi, Ascomycota, Dothideomycetes, Pleosporales, Pleosporaceae.
GCUAUGGUUACUAUCAUUCUUCCGACUAGACAAGUGCUUUUCAACCAUCAUAGCAUUUCGAUACUCCGGUUAACUUUGGUGCUAAGUAUACUCUCACUUUAUUCGUUCCUUAACCCAAGCAGUCAGAUAGACCACGCAACACUACAGUUCCAUAGGGCCCAUCUGAUACAGAGACAUGGGAAACGCUCUUAAAGAGAGUAUGUACCACGUGCUCUGGCCUAUUUCCGACCCAGCGUCUCGCAGAUGUGCAACACGUGCGCUUGCUUCUGAUUGGCUAGUCUUCGCAUUCGCCCUCUCGCUUAUGGUGAUACCGGCAACCGCCUUGGAUGAGCCACGCCCGCCGCACCAAAUCGCCUACGGCCAGUACCAUGCCCCUGAAGCACUGGUAGGCCUAUGUACGGCGGCCAUCGUCCUGUUCGCAGAUCGCAUUAUCGCUUAUUCCAGUCUACUGAUUGGUCCCUCCAUGGGCGUUACCAGCGUCUUGUGGCUUAUGAUGCGCAAUGACGGUGCCAUCAGCCCCGGAUCGUCCUGGAUGGUCUUUGGAGUGUGGUCCGUAUCAAUUGGAACGUACUUGAUCAUCCACUGCCAUCGUGUGGCCAAUCACCAUCUAUUUGUCUUGUUGACCAUCGCGGUAGCCGUUGUUUGUAUGUAUCUUGUCGCGAAUGUCCAGGCGACGACAUUGCAAGGCGGUCUGGCGACAGCGAUACCAACAUGUGCAUCCUUUGCCGCAUACACCGUGGCUUAUUUCUUCCCGAAGAAGACCAUCGGGCAUUUGGAAGAAAGAGAUGCGAUGGCGUGAUAUGUGUCUCGAAGAUUGGCAUGACUUGCAGACUACAAGACUUGGGAGACCUAUUGCGCUGAAGAUGUACAAUACGGAGCGAUAGUGCGCAAAUGUUGGUGGCGGCUUGAGAGUUUUUGCCU